AUGGAAGUGGCUCGAAAAUUUUGGAACCAUCCAAUGGGUCCUAAAACAACGCAUUUCUGGGGUCCUGUCUUUAACUGGGGAUUUAUUAUCGCGGGUCUCCUUGACAUGGAGAAGCCUCCUGAAAAGAUAUAGCGUUUUGCAGCAAAUGGAAACAGUAUAGUUAGGAUUAUUAAGGCUUUAAAUCCCACUCAUUUGAUUACACAUGGCAGUUUACCAGAGAGGUAGCAGAGCGCAUCCUUUUUAAGCCUGUCUGAACUCAAUUUCUCGAUAAAUUUGAAGAUUAUGGGUUAAAAAGCUGACUUUACUGGCCGCUUCCAUUUCCAACUCAAGGCGUAGCCCAAGCUAAACACCUUCACUGCUCUUUUAAAUGCCAGAAUAGCAACUAGUAUAGCCAAUUUUCACUGAACGCCAUCAUUGGGCAUUUAUUAUAUUUUUUCAUUAUCUAACUUACCUCCCUCUUUUUCGGUCAUCCUAGAUGAACUCAGCAGUUUUCGAUAUUCAGAAGCAGUUUAGGUAGGUAUUUCGCCCUUCUGCCUCAUAUCGAGCACUCGCUGGGUUUAUCUCUGUUGGAAAAGCGAGAUGCAAUUAAAUACCCAAGGAGUAAAGCGAUUUCCAGUAUCGCAUCUAUCGUAUAAGGCUACUGAUUAUAGCGGGUCAUGACUACAACUUAAAACCAUCCCUGGCAUAUAAGGACUUUUGGUGGAGCAGGUUUUUCGUCUUCAGCCAUUUUAUCUAUAUAGCAAAUGAAAAUAGAUUAGCCAUUAUUGUAUUAACUCUAUAAGCAUAUACUAACACUAACUCCCCCCUCCGUGAGUGAACAAAACCAUUAGAAAAAUCGCCAUUUUGCGGAAAAGCCCACCCUCCGUGAGUGAACAAAAAUUUGUUUUAAUAGAAAAAUUUUUUUUAUGGAAAAACAUUUUGAAAAAAUAAGUGAUAAUUAGUAUAAUGAAAUCUAGAGCUGAUUCUGUUUAAUUUUAAACGAAUUGCUUUUUAAAACAUAAAUUUUAUAAAUUAAAUUAAUAUUUGCUUUCCAAUUUUUACGAAUUAGGAUUUUUUUAAAUUCCGAAAAAAAAAAAAUUUUUUAUAAAAUUUACAUAUAUUUUUUUUAAAAAAAAAAUUAACUCACUCACUGAGGGGUGAGUAAGAAUAUUUCUAUUCAUUAUAAAUAGUUAUAUCAAGAAACAUGACAAUCGCUCUCGUCAUCUAUUCCACGAUGUUUUCUCGUUUCGCUUGGAUGGUUAAUCCUAGAAAUUAUCUUCUAACUGUCCCCAUUAACGGUAAGAUUUUUCUCAUUGAUGAAGAGGGUCAAUUUUUUAAUCUAUUAUAUAAAUAUUUGUCUAUUAAAUAAUUUUUUCUACUUUCAAAAGAAUCAAAUUUUUAAAUAUUUGAAAUUAAUUUAUUUUUCAAAGCUUUAAGCAGCCUAAAUUUAAUAUAAUCAAUUGGAGGCUUCAUUGCUAUAAUAAUUAAUUAUAUAUCGUAGUCUUAGAUUACUUACUGUUUAAUGUGUCACCAUCUUGAGCAGGUGUGAAAGCUGCGACCUACCCUUUUAACUCCAAUAAGAGACGUCACCGAGCAUUUCGAUGCCACACCAUAUUUCAGGCUGACUCGGAAAUCCAAAAUAAGCGUCCCUCCACCCGACCAGAAAGCCUCACAAACAUUAAUUAUAUAUCAAAAUAUUUUACACAAAAAACUUUUUUAUUCACUAAUAAAGUGGUCAACAGGAAUCUCCAAUCUAGUCAAGGAGAGGGAGUAAUGACAUGCCACAUUACUAAUGUAACUGUUCAACUGAAUCUGUUACGGAGAAAAUAUAACUAUACUCCUAAGGCUUCAUCAUAA
This is a messenger RNA of Blepharisma stoltei, 1836 nucleotides long. The record is from the annotation of a GenBank genome assembly. NCBI's taxonomy places the organism in Eukaryota, Ciliophora, Heterotrichea, Heterotrichida, Blepharismidae.